AUGAAUCAACUACGGGCUGCAGACUUGCUUCGGCGAGCGGCGGAUGCUUUACAAUCGGAAUCGGCCAGUGCAUCCGAUAGGAGUGGAGAAAAAGAACGGCCUGAGAACGCUAGAUCUGUUGCUCAAACAGUAAGAGGAUUGUUUUCCCCAUACAGUAGGCCUAUGCUUCGCAAGACCGAGAUUGGUAAAUAUAGAGCGACGGUGAAACAUAAAGGCCAGCCAAAUGAGAACGCUACAUGUAGCAACUGUUUGGAGAAGGGCCACUACGCCAAGGAAUGCACAAAGGAAAAAGUGUGCAGGGAAUGUAAACUCCCUGGUCACAUCAAGCCCGAGUGUCCUAAACUGUGGGUUGAUCAGGAUCAGUAUGGCGAUGCUGAUGAUGAGGACUGUAAAACUGAAGACGACAUGUGCUCCACGGACAGUAGCAGUGCUGGUAAUGAUCAAGAGGACGAUGAUGCAUACACCAGUACUACUGCUGAUGCUCCAGACAAUAAAGAGAUUUUCGUGGAGGCUUCUGAGAGCAAAUCGCGUUCGCGAAAACGUAAAGAAUCAAAAACCGCGAAAAACAAAGAAGGGAAAAAGGAUACACAAACUAUGCUAGAUAAAUUCAUGAAGAACACUCCUUCCAGGAAAUCAUCUCAAUUGAGUGCAGACCUACGCUCUCCUCCUGAGGACAUAGGUCAAACAGCAAAGAAAAAAUGUGAAAAAAGAAAGACUAACUUAUUCACCUUUUAUUCAAUUUAUUCAAUAUAA
This is a messenger RNA of Ylistrum balloti, 753 nucleotides long. RefSeq lists its product as uncharacterized. The record is from RefSeq and is a predicted model, not a curated record. NCBI's taxonomy places the organism in Eukaryota, Metazoa, Mollusca, Bivalvia, Pectinida, Pectinidae. Gene Ontology annotation, molecular function: zinc ion binding; nucleic acid binding. The coding region runs from base 1 to 753 and encodes 250 amino acids. The transcript has 2 exons.